AUGCGUGUGAAUGAUGUGGAGAAGAGCUUUAAGGCGGUGCAUGACGGUGAAAAAGCACAGCAGCAAUCAGCUAUGAAAUGCUACAUGCACUGCGGUCCUUCCCUGAGCGGGGACAUGUCCGCUCAUCGGGAAUCCCCGCUGUCGCCAGCGCGGACGCCUGGACGCCCCCGCAGGGAGAAGGCGCUCAAGGCUCGGGUCCCUGGGAGCCCGGGGGUGGCGGGGCCGUGCGGGGGCAGCGAUGCGAUGCGAUGCGAUUUGGAAACAAGACAGGAGUCUGAUUACAAAUGUUUGCAGCAUGCAGUUGGAGAUGUGCCAGGAUGGCACCAGAAAACAUUUGCACUGGGGUUUUGGUGGGGGAUGGCAUUGUUAUUGACUUACCCAAGGAGUUUUAAAGCUCCAGCAGUAAACAGAUUCACCAGACGUGCAUCAGUGUGUGCAGAAGCUUACAAUCCUGAUGAGGAAGAGGACGACGCAGAAUCUAGGAUUAUUCACCCCAAAACAGAUGAUCAAAGAAACAGACUGCAGGAGGCGUGCAAGGACAUCCUUCUUUUUAAGAACCUAGACCCGGAACAGAUGUCUCAGGUGUUAGAUGCGAUGUUUGAAAAGAUGGUUGAAGGAGGGGAACAUGUGAUUGAUCAAGGGGAUGAUGGUGACAACUUCUACGUCAUUGACAGAGGUACAUAUGAUAUUUAUGUAAAAUGUGAUGGUGUUGGAAGGUGUGUUGGAACCUAUGAUAACCGAGGAUGUUUUGGUGAGUUGGCCUUAAUGUACAAUACACCCAGAGCAGCUACAAUUAUAGCUACCUCUCCUGGUUCCAUCUGGGGUUUGGAUAGGGUAACAUUCCGGAGAAUCAUUGUAAAAAAUAAUGCCAAAAAGAGAAGAAUGUAUGAAAGUUUCAUUGAGUCAUUGCCAUUCCUUAAAUCUUUAGAAGUAUCUGAGCGUUUAAAAGUGGUUGAUGUGAUUGGUACCAAAGUGUACAAAGAUGGAGAACAAAUCAUUGCUCAGGGUGACUUGGCUGAUUCUUUCUUUAUUGUAGAAUCUGGAGAAGUAAGGAUUAUAAUGACAAGGAAGGGUAAACAAGAUCUAGAAGAGAAUGGAGCAGUAGAAAUAGCUCGAUGCUCAAGAGGACAGUAUUUUGGAGAACUUGCUCUUGUAACUAACAAACCCCGAGCUGCUUCUGCAUUUGCUCUUGGCACUGUCAAAUGUUUAGUUAUGGAUGUGCAGGCAUUUGAAAGGCUUUUGGGACCUUGUAUGGAAAUUCUGAAAAGGAACAUUGCAAACUAUGAAGAACAGCUAGUUGCUCUGUUUGGAACAAACAUGGACAUUGCUGACACCACCGCAUGAACUGAACAUUGGAGCAACAAGAUCUGUUAUGAGAAUAUAGCACAGUAGUGGUUAGUCCACUGAGAAAUUGUCUCUUCCUAUAGAUGCCAAGCAUUUUUUGUGAUUUUAAGAAUGGGAUUGGGUUUUUUUGGUUUGGUUUGCUUUUGGUUGGGUGGUUUUUGUUUGUUUUGUUGUUCUUUUUUUUUUAAAUUUUGACAGUGGAAAGACUAGUAAAGAAAAUAGCAAUUCAAUAAAUGGAGGGCUUGAUUUUUAAAAAUGCUCAGAACUGAUGGUUCCAUCUGAUACAAGGUCGGACUGUAGUAGCACAGCACCUUUGAAAAUCAAGUCCUUUAACACGGCAUUUCCUUAAAGAAUAGAUUUUUUUAAAAGCCCCACGUGAUGAACUUGUUAAACCAGCUUCUGUCUUCAAAAAGGUUACUUCUUUUCUGGAAAGACUGUUAGUUUGAAUGUGAUAUGUUGAAAGUAUUAGUGCACACAAAGUGUUUAUAUGUAUUAAUACAGAAGAUAUACAGUAGGUAUUACUUUUUGACUAUUACAGUUGUCAUGAUUUUAUGUUGCAUUUAUCACAGAUGUAGUGAAUCACAAGAUUAAUCAUAAAGAUAAAGCAUGACAGUGCGUUUUGUGUAACGCUCAUGACCCAAAUCUGAUUUUUAAUAUUUUGUAAUUCGUUUUAAAGUCCUCUUUGUUUAAUAUGUCAUGUUUCAGCACGACAUUGUAAUAUCUUAUGCAAUUUAGAGGACUUGUAUAUUUUUGCAAUAAACUGCAUUUUUUAUUAAUUACAUGAAUUCUGUACAUGAGUGAGGACAGCUGACAAAUUAACCUUAAUGCUUUCAAAGCAAAGGCAUGGGUCAUUGUCAUGUUCCACCUAAUCAUAAAUAACCUAUAUUGUUUUCCUUCUCCCUUGUUUUAUAUUUAUGCAUUUUGUCUUCUCUAUUUAUGCUUGUUCUGUAGUUAAUUUUUUUUUUAGAUCUCACAUUUUUAUUGUUAAAUCUGUUUCAAAUGAAAUGAUCUCUGUAUAUCUCUCUUCCUGCAGUCUAAUCUUAGCUAUCAAAGAUCAGAGUCAAUUACUGAAGUGAUUGAUAUCAAAAGCCAUGCUAAACUAAGCUUGUCCUUGAAAAUCCUUAACAGGAAGUGCAAAAAUAUUUUUAAUUUGAAAAAUCAGUACUUCCAAAGCUUUGCACACAUCUGUCAUUGUUCAAGCUAACAUGUCUUGCUUUCAAAAACCCAUAGGUCAUCAUGAAAUAAUGUGUUCAGCCAUAAUAGCAUGGGAUAACUUCUGAGACUGAGGAGAGAGAAUAUCAUCUUAAUUAUGAGCACAGGGCUCAUUGCUUACAGGGGUCUGUGACUGGAAAUUUCAGGCACAGUCCAGUUCCAGUCCUGCUUACUGACCUGCCUGUUGAUGUUCAUGGACAGCCAGUGCUCGUUCUGGCGAUGGGCAGCUCUGCCAAAAUGACACUGCAAGAGUUGUAGGAAGGCUGCUUGUGCCCUAAUUCAAACACC
Ficedula albicollis (Collared flycatcher) is the source of this 2844-nucleotide messenger RNA. It is a transcript of the gene PRKAR2B, whose product is annotated as protein kinase cAMP-dependent type II regulatory subunit beta. The coding region runs from base 1 to 1344 and encodes 447 amino acids. The record is from RefSeq and is a predicted model, not a curated record. The transcript has 12 exons. Lineage: Eukaryota; Metazoa; Chordata; Aves; Passeriformes; Muscicapidae.